Molecule: messenger RNA, 1834 nt
Organism: Triticum dicoccoides
Lineage: Eukaryota; Viridiplantae; Streptophyta; Magnoliopsida; Poales; Poaceae
Product: glucose-1-phosphate adenylyltransferase large subunit
Exons: 15
Coding region: 103-1611 (502 amino acids)
Biological process (GO): glycogen biosynthetic process
Molecular function (GO): glucose-1-phosphate adenylyltransferase activity
Source: RefSeq, a predicted model, not a curated record
ACGCGGCCACCGCACACUCUCGUGACACUCGCGAGCACGCCGCCGGCGCAAGAAGCACAGCGCAAGCCAAGCUCCCGGCCGGGCGGAUUCAUUGGUUGCGCGAUGGACCUGCGAGUCGCUGCCCCCGCCUCCGUGGCCGCCGGAGCGCGCCGGGGCGUGCUCGGAUGCGCGCGCGUCCGGCCGCUCCAAGGCCGCCGCCAGUGCCGCCCCUCCGUGCGAGUGUCCGUCGCGACGACGGAGUCUGCCGCCGCGGCCGCCGUAGCCGCCUCGGCGGCCGAGGACGAGGAGACGACGAACCCGAGGACGGUGGUGGCGGUCAUCCUCGGCGGCGGCGCCGGGACGAGGCUCUUCCCUCUCACCAAGCGCAGGGCCAAGCCCGCCGUGCCGAUAGGCGGCGCGUACAGGCUCAUCGACGUGCCCAUGAGCAACUGCAUCAACAGCGGGAUCAACAAGGUGUACGUCCUCACCCAGUUCAACUCCGCCUCCCUCAACCGCCACCUCUCCAGGGCCUACAACUUCAGCAAUGGCGUCGGCUUCGGAGACGGCUUCGUCGAGGUUCUAGCAGCAACUCAGAGGCCUGGAUCGGAGGGAAAGACGUGGUUUCAGGGUACCGCCGACGCGGUUCGGCAAUUCGCUUGGCUUUUCGAUGAUGCCAAAUCUAAAGAUAUAGAGGAUGUGCUGAUUCUUUCUGGCGAUCACCUCUACCGUAUGGACUACAUGGAUUUUGUUCAGAGUCAUCGGCAGAGAGACGCGGGGAUCAGCAUCUGUUGCUUGCCUAUUGAUGGCAGCCGGGCGUCUGAUUUUGGUCUCAUGAAGAUAGACGACACAGGAAGAGUUAUUUCAUUUAGUGAAAAACCGAGAGGAGCUGAUUUAAAGGAAAUGCAAGUUGACACCACUCUCCUCGGCUUACCGAAGGAGGAAGCAGAAAAGAAACCAUACAUAGCUUCAAUGGGAGUAUACAUAUUCAAGAAAGAGAUACUUCUAAAUCUUUUGAGAUGGCGUUUUCCCACUGCAAAUGAUUUUGGAUCUGAAAUAAUUCCAGCUGCAGCAAGAGAGAUUAAUGUAAAGGCAUAUCUUUUCAAUGAUUACUGGGAAGAUAUUGGAACUAUCAAAUCCUUCUUCGAAGCAAAUCUUGCCCUUGCUGAACAGCCUUCAAAGUUCAGCUUCUAUGAUGCUAGCAAACCGAUGUACACAUCGCGAAGAAACCUACCACCAUCUAUGAUCAGCGGUAGUAAGAUCACUGAUUCGAUCAUUUCCCAUGGAUGUUUCUUGGAUAAAUGCAGGGUAGAGCACAGUGUCGUUGGAAUCCGUUCUCGAAUAGGCUCCAACGUACACCUCAAGGAUACGGUAAUGCUCGGUGCUGAUUUCUAUGAAACUGACAUGGAAAGAGGCGACCAGCUGGCCGAAGGAAAGGUUCCGAUUGGGAUCGGGGAGAACACUUCGAUUCAAAACUGCAUCAUUGACAAGAAUGCGAGGAUAGGGAAGAAUGUGACCAUUGCUAACGCCGAGGGUGUACAGGAAGCGGACAGGGCGUCAGAAGGCUUCCACAUCCGGUCCGGUAUCACGGUUGUGCUGAAGAACUCGGUGAUUGCGGAUGGAUUAGUCAUAUGAGCUGAAAAAAGGCGGUUCUCCAGUCCAGCAAGAGAAAUAAAGAAUUCGUUUGUACUCUUCCAAUAAGAUGCGUGGCAAUCCUGAAAAUGCUCCUUGUGUAUACGAGAUGGCUUUGGUUCUCAAACAUGCAAUGCCGUGUCACCGAAUUGCUUUAAAAUUUCAAAUAGCAUUGUCAAGAUGAGCGGGGUUUUAAAUUUUGAAAACAGAAAACUUCCGUAUGUCA